Suncus etruscus (white-toothed pygmy shrew) is the source of this 1857-nucleotide messenger RNA. Its product is annotated as histone-lysine N-methyltransferase PRDM9-like. Gene Ontology annotation, molecular function: zinc ion binding; DNA-binding transcription repressor activity, RNA polymerase II-specific. Lineage: Eukaryota; Metazoa; Chordata; Mammalia; Eulipotyphla; Soricidae. Gene Ontology annotation, biological process: negative regulation of transcription by RNA polymerase II. The record is from RefSeq and is a predicted model, not a curated record. The transcript is spliced from 5 exons. The coding region runs from base 189 to 1814 and encodes 541 amino acids.
GAGCCAGAAGCGCCAGUCGCUCCCGACUGUGCCCGGACGGACCAACGGGCUUAGGGGCCUCUGGAGGGACGAUUUCGCUCCGCUGUCGUGGAGAGCCGCUUUGAACGCCCCGGAGCUGCGGGUCUCGGCCAGGACUUUCUGAAAUGGGCCUUGCUGCUGCUCUUCGGGAAUAAUCCAAGCUGGCGAAGAUGGGGCCACACCGCUUGACGUCCUGUCCCCAGGACACAGUGACCUUCCCCGAUGUGGCCGUGAGUUUCUCCCCAGAAGAGUGGCCGUGCCUAGAUGCCUCUCAGAAGAAGCUCUACAGAGACGUGAUGCUAGAGACCCACCAGCACCUUCGGGCAGUAGGGCAUUGCAAUGUGAAGCCUGCGCUGAUCUCCUGGCUGGAAGGAGGAACCCUGGAGACGAUGCAGAGAGGCAUGUUUGCAGCAGAACCAAAGCCAGAAAGCCAUCCUUGUCCCUUCUGCUCUCUUGCCUUCUCCAGCCAGAACUUCCUCAGUCGUCACAUGAAACGAAGUCAUCCCUCUUGGAUCCUCCCAGGAGCAUCUGCAAAAAAGUACCCCCAAUCAGAGAAUUUCUGUUUACCCAAUCAAAACCAGCGGCAGCAACAUUCUGAUCCAUAUAAUGACAAAUUUGAAAAGCCAACAUACUACAAACUUGAAAGUCAAAAGCACAAAGAAAGCCCCAUAUCUUUGAAUAAGAAGAUAAGUCAUAAAAGAAUUUCAAGAGCCUUUUCUAGCCUAACUAGCAGUCAGAUAGCAGUCAGAUCUAGGUCUAAUAAGCAUGAGAUGACAAUGGAAGAAGAAACUAACACACAACAGAAAGAAAAUCCAAAGGACACAGGCAGAGUAGUUGCAGGUAUAGGAAUGCCAAGAAUUUUAAGAGACAAGUAUGUAAGGCCUGGGCAAAGAUUCAGUGAUGGAUCAAAUCUUAUCACACACAAAGGGGAAAAGCUCUAUGAAUGCAAUGAGUGUGGCCGAAGUUUCAGUUACAAUUCACAUCUCAUUGCACAUCAGAGGACACACACAGGAGAGAAGCCCUUUGUUUGUGGGGAGUGUGGACAAGGUUUCAGUCAGAGGUCAGGUCUCAUCUCACACCAGAGGACACACACGGGGGAGAAGCCCUAUGUUUGCGGGAAGUGUGGGCGUGGCUUCAGUCAGAGUUCAAGUCUCAGAGGACACCAAAGGACACACAAAGAGGAUAAGUCUUAUGUUUGCAGGGAGAGUGGGCCUGCCAUCAAUCACUAUUCACAUCUCAUUGUACACCAGGGGACAAAAAUGGGAGAGAAGCCCCAUGUUUGUACAGAGUGUGGGCGAGGCUUCAGACUGAGGUCACAUCUCAUCACACACCAGAGGACACAUACUGGAGAGAAGCCCUAUCUUUGCAGGGAGUGUGGGCGAGGCUUUAGUCAGAGGUCACAUCUCAUCACACACCACAGGACACACACUGGGGAGAAGCCCUAUAUUUGCACGGAGUGUGGGCGAGGCUUCAGUCUGAGGUCAAAUCUCAUCACACACGAGAGUACCCACAGAGGGGAAAAGCCCCAUGUUUGCAGAGAGUGUGGACGAGGCUUCAGUCGGAGGUCAGGUCUCAUCACGCACCACUGGACACACACGGGGGAGAAGCCCUACAUUUGCAAGGAAUGUGGGCGCAACUUUAGAUUGAGGUCAAGUCUCAUUACGCACCAAAGGACACACACAGGGGAAAAGCCAUAUGUUUGCAGGGUGUGUGGACGAGGCUUCAUUUGGAGGCUAAGCCUCAUCACACACCAGAAGACACACAAGGGAGAUGCUCUUUGUUUGAAAUUAAGUUGAUUGGGGCUGAAGAAAUAGCAUGGAGGUAGGUCAUUUGCCUUGC